Molecule: messenger RNA, 312 nt
Organism: Paramecium tetraurelia
Lineage: Eukaryota; Ciliophora; Oligohymenophorea; Peniculida; Parameciidae
Exons: 2
Molecular function (GO): protein binding
Source: RefSeq, a predicted model, not a curated record
AUGAAGAAUCAAUUAUAGAAUAUGAUAAAGCAAUUGAAUUAAAUCCAAAUUAUGAUGAUUACUAUAAUAGUAAAGGUUGAAAUAUAUAAAUAAUUGAAUUAGGAUAAGCAUUAUACAAUUUAAAGAAAUAUGAAGAAUCAAUUAUAGAAUUUGAUAAAGCAAUUAAAUUAAAUCCAAAUUAUGAUGAUUACUAUAAUAGAUAAAGGAUAAGCAUUAUAAAAUUUAAAGAAAUAUGAAGAAUCAAUAAUAGAAUUUGAUAAAGCAAUUGAAUUAAAUCCAAAUGAUGAUGAUUACUAUAAUUGUAAAGGUUGA